GCAGCGAGAGGGUAGUAGGCUGCAGAAAAGUAGUGGAGGUGGUGAGCGUCGUCAUCCUCACCAACCAACGUGUUUCAAUUGCAAUGAAGUCGGCCACUAAGUGAAUCAUUGUCCAAAACGAUCAAGAAGGUAUUCCGGCGCGGUGCGUCCGUCCACCUUAAGUGACUCCAGGCGACGCAGAUCACCACGUCGCCAUGGGGCGGGAAACACGGCCAGCUCGACCCUGCAGUGCGUGCACAAAUCGUCGAAUUGGGGAAAAUUUUUGCGGUGCGAAACAAGAAAAGAAAGACGAAAAGAAGCGAAUGAUGGAGGAGGCGAGGAAGCGUGAGGAAGAGGCCAAGCAACGAGAGGCUGAGGAGAAGGAUCGGUCGGAAAGGAAAGCGAUAAAAAUACGAGAGAAGGCGUGCCAAGAGGCGGAGUAUAAAGCCGAGUUGAAGAAGGAUCUAGGUAUCCAAGUGGCGAUCAUGAUGAAUGAGAUGCAAGGCGGCGGAGGAGAAAGCGAGACUAGUGUAACUCAGGAGAUCAGGGAGAAAGCCGGAAGGCUUUGCUUAUCAGAGAAACGCAAACGCGGGCCGGACCCAGUGUUUGAGGACAACCCACCAAUGGAGAAGACUCCGAAGAAGACACCGAAACGGAAAACUUUGAAACCUAUUAAGUUGUCGACUCACAAGACCCUUUCGAAGGCGAUAAAGACCGUAAAGACACCUGGCUCUGCCAAGAGACGUUCUCCUGUUAAGAUUCCGCUAUCUAUGAGAAGGAAGACCCCGACCAAGGGGAAGUCUCCGAGCGGUAUUUUGACUCCAUCUUCGAAGGGCGCGCUUGUCAGGCUUCGGUUCAUGAACACAGCUAGUGAGGAAUUGAAGGACUUCGACGCUUCGGAGCUACAAUGGAUCUGCAAGGAAAAAGGUAUCCACUACGACAAGAAGGUGGACGCCAUCUUCGAUAUUGUCGAACACCUCACAGCGCUCGCCUUUGACAGCACGACCGAGCACGAGCCCGAUGUCAUUCGUAUCACUAAAUCCACAAAUGACGGGGCCACAAGCAUUCAGCCCGACGCGAUUAAUAAGUGAAGAAGCUUGAGGUGUUCCCAACUCUGGGAUGUGUGUAAAUAUUUGACAAGUUUGCGUUGCAAAUUCUUGAC
Messenger RNA from Chara braunii, 1141 nucleotides. Lineage: Eukaryota; Viridiplantae; Streptophyta; Charophyceae; Charales; Characeae. The record is from the annotation of a GenBank genome assembly.